CAAACACAUGCUCACAUUGGCGCUCUUGAACGCACCUCCAUUGUAAACGUAAACAAAGAUGGCGUAGGAGAACGCCUUAGCACAGCUGGUUGAAGCCAUCAAAGUGAUUCAUCCCCAACAGUUACUGGUCGGUUUUUAACUCCUGACUGAGCUUUAAGCUUCAGAAGAUGAAGAUUGCUUUGCUGGGAGCCACUGGGCAGACUGGACAGUAUCUGGUCAAGCAGGCGCUGGAGCAGGGCCACACGGUCACCGCUGUGGUCAGGAACCCUGCUAAGCUUGUAGUGCACCAUCACAACCUAAAGGUGGUGACGGCUGAUAUUUUCUCAGCAGACAGCCUGAAGCCUCAUUUCAAAGACCAGGAUGUGGUCAUGUCCUGCCUCGGCUUUCCUGCUUCCUUCUUCUAUGGGGUGACAGGCUAUACUACGUCCAUGGCUGCUGUGGUCAGCGCUAUGAGAGAAACCCGGGUCAAUAGGGUCAUCACCAUGACCUCCUGGUACACAGAGCCUAACUCUGGAACCCAGUCUCCAUUCCUAAUCCGGUUCCUCCUGCUGCCGAUGAUCCGAAGCGUCCUCAGCAACAUGUAUGAGAUGGAACGCUUCCUGCAGAAAAGCGAGGACAUCAACUGGACCGUAGUCAGGCCUCCUGGCCUUAAGAACCUGGCUGCCUCAGCUCAGGAGUUUUUGACGCAUGAGGGAUAUUUUGUGCCGGACAGCGGCGGUCAGACCGCUGUAGGAAGAGGAGACGUGGCUCGCUUCAUGCUCUCGCUGCUCAACAGCAAUGCCUGGGUAAAGAAAGGAGUCGCCAUCACCACAAAGUGAACGGAGAGCACCAGAAAUGGUUCACCUUUUUAAGAAAGUUUGAACACAAACAGUUUUUGGAAGUGUCUAACCAUGGAGAUUAAUUCACUGUCAUCAGUAAGGAAAUAUGCUGUUGAAACUCCUUUACAUUGAAAAUAGUUAACAUUGCAGGGUUAUCAGCUCAAUCUAGUUUCCUUCUUUAUGCAGCAACAAACCAAAUAACACUCCUCUGUACAAUCUCCGCUGUGGUUGUAAUGUUUAACAAAGUUUAUAAGUAAUCCAGUUAAGCUGCUGAUUCUUAAAAACUUCUUUUUUUUUUUAAAUAAAAGUCUGAUUUCCUACAUCGUUCCAAAUGACCAUCAGAGGAAAAGUCCUGUAAUGCACAGCAUUAUAAACAACCUGGAUUUCAACUCAGUGGAGAGAAUUUAAGUUCUGAUCAAGUGCAGAGGUGAUAAUGAAAAUUACCGAGGAGCAAAACUCAGUGAAUAUUGAACAAAAUGUGGAUCUAACUAUAUUUAGUGUGUUCAGACUAUAAAUGGAUGCUCCACUCAUGUUCUAACCUUUUCAUGUAAGGUUAAAGUUAAUUUGCCUUUUUUUUUUAAGUCUGUGGUGAGAUACUACCAGUAGUGCUUUGGGUGAACCAUGCUGUGCAUAUAUGAAUAAAGCAUUAUCAUCGCUGCCUUUAAAUGUGUGUCUGAUAAACUUAAUCUUACUUCGCUCUGGAUUAACAUGUUUUUAUAAUCUUAAAAAUCUGUCAUCCACAUUCUUUUGGUAAAGUGUAGUACAUACAUUCAGCCACAUGACUGCAGUGUUGUGCCAUAAUUAUUAAAAUUGACCUUUCAU
Messenger RNA from Cyprinodon tularosa, 1640 nucleotides. RefSeq names its product flavin reductase (NADPH)-like. Lineage: Eukaryota; Metazoa; Chordata; Actinopteri; Cyprinodontiformes; Cyprinodontidae. The record is from RefSeq and is a predicted model, not a curated record. Bases 168 to 818 code for a protein of 216 amino acids. The transcript is spliced from 5 exons.